Molecule: messenger RNA, 4497 nt
Organism: Pangasianodon hypophthalmus (striped catfish)
Lineage: Eukaryota; Metazoa; Chordata; Actinopteri; Siluriformes; Pangasiidae
Gene: kcnf1a
Product: potassium voltage-gated channel, subfamily F, member 1a
Exons: 1
Coding region: 866-2317 (483 amino acids)
Biological process (GO): potassium ion transmembrane transport; protein homooligomerization
Cellular component (GO): membrane; voltage-gated potassium channel complex
Molecular function (GO): voltage-gated potassium channel activity
Source: RefSeq, a predicted model, not a curated record
AUAAGGAUUUAAAUACUGAGAUUAAGAUUAGGAUUUAGGAAAUGCAAAAUUAACAGAAAUAAAUGAUCGAGGAAAAAGAGAGGUGAAUACACAGUCUUAAUGUCAGAUUUUAAUUAUUAUAUUAUUACAUUGUGUUUAUGUUAAUAUGUUUAUUUUUACAUUUAUUCACAAACAUACCCAUUCAUUUUUAGAAGGUCCGUGAAUAGUAUUCAUUCAUUAAAUCUGAGAUAAGCAUCCUCCCGAAACAUGUAGUCCAAGCGAGCUGUUUAUCACCAGAGGGAGACUUUUCCCCUGUAAUGCUGAUGUUGUGCCAUGUGCGUAAUUGCGCACCGAUUCUCUGCUUAAAUCCGCAGCAGUAAUACCGGUGGUGGAUCAGGUCCUUUUUCUCCAGUCUGAUCGUUAAGUUUUGGGUUGAAUGUGAAAAAAAUUACAAAGGUAUGGGAACGGGGUGCAACCGAAAACCUGUAUUUUAAACAUUUGCAAUGUUAAAGUAGUCAGAAUUACUACUGAAAACUGGAAACCCGUCUUUCUCUACAAAUACAAGGCUAUUAAUUCUCACUCUUUCUUCUGUCAAUCUCUCUCUUAUUCUCUCUCUCUCUCUCUCUCUCUCUCUCUCUCUGACACUCAUCAGUUAGUCCUCUCCACCUCACUGGUUGCUUGGAGCUCUCUUCUCUGUACACUUCUGCGGGAUCACUGCACUCUGCACGGCGCCGCUGUACACCCGAAACGCGAGCUCGUCAUGCAGUAAACAGAUAAUCAUGCCGGUUGCACCGUUUAUAUAAUUUAUUUGUUUUUGUUUCCGCCGUAGCAGAUGCGUAAACUCGACGUGGUUUAAACUAAAAGACACUUUCUUGCUGUUGCCGUGAUGUGGGCAACGCCGAGGAGGACGCGGUCGGAGGCGAGCGAGGACGCGGAGAUCGUGGUGAACGUGGGCGGCGCGAGACACGUCCUGUGCGCCAGCGAGCUCGAGCGCUACCCAGCCACGCGCCUCGCGCACCUCGCCGACCGCGCCGCGGAGAGCUCGUGCGAUCUUUCGCGAUUCUGCGACGACUACGACGCGGCGACGCGCGAGUUCUUCUUCGACCGCGACCCGGACGCGUUCAGAUGCAUCGCCGAGGUGUAUCAGUAUGGCGAGGUGCACAUGGCCAGGGGCACGUGCCCGGUACGCUUCAGCAAGGAGAUGGAGUUCUGGGGAGUUGACAUGGACCUGCUCGACGAGUGCUGCAAGAGCAACCUAAAGGAAGCAGAGGACGAGCUGUCUGAGAUUGCUGAGAAGGUCCGCGCCAUUCUGGAUGACAUGGAGGGAAGCCCUUCGAGCGGAAAGUGCAGGGCGUUCCUGUGGAGGCUCAUGGAGAAACCGGAGUCGUCCUGGGGAGCACGCACCAUUGCCCUUCUCUCCUUUCUGUUCGUGCUUCUUUCGUCUGUGGUGAUGUGUGUGGGCACUGUGCCUGAGCUGCAUGAGGAGGAUGAUGAUGGAAAUCGAGUUGAGAAUCCAAGCCUGGAAGCCAUAGAGACAGCCUGCAUCAUUUGGUUCACGGUGGAGUAUGUGCUGCGGUUAGCUGCGGCGCCCAGCAAGUUGCAUUUCGCCAUCUCCUUUAUGAACGUGGUGGACUUUCUGGCUAUUGCGCCUUUCUACCUGCUCCUAGUGCUGUCAUACCUUGGCACUGCCGUGUUGCAGCUGGCCACCGUGCAGCAGGCGGUGCAGGCGCUCCGUGUAAUGCGUGUGGCACGCGUCCUCAAGCUGGCACGCCAUUCCUCAGGCCUGCAGACUCUCACGUACGCACUCAGGAGUAGCUGCAAGGAGCUCGGUCUGCUGCUCAUGUACAUGGGCAUAGGAAUCUUCCUGUUCUCAGCACUCGGCUACACGGUGGAGCAGAGCCACCCGGAGACCAUGUUCACCAGCAUCCCGCAGUCCUUCUGGUGGGCCAUCAUUACCAUGACCACAGUAGGCUAUGGUGAUAUCUACCCCAAGACCACACUGGGGCGGUGCAACGCCGCCGUCAGCUUCCUGUGUGGUGUCAUUGCCAUUGCGCUGCCCAUACACCCCAUCAUCAACAACUUUGUCGUAUUCUACAGCAAGCAGCGUGUUCUUGAAACUGCUGCUAAGCAUGAGAUAGAGCUUAUGGCACUGCGCUCCAAGGAAGGAGAGCCUGUGGAUGCUGGUGGUUUGGAAUUCCAGAAGUCAAGUCGAUUGAUGGGUGAUCGAGUGGCGUGGGACUGUGCCAAUCUUACUUCACAAAGUGAUGGCCACAUUCCAUUACUUGAGGAUGCUGGACAGAGCACACCAUUUCAGAAAUGCAAAAAGAGAGAUGGAUAGUGGAGGGAUACAGUAUUACAUUUUGAGAUUGGAAGAUAUCAGUGCAUUCAUGGAACCUUUGGAGCACAGAGUCUUUUACAAGCUAUUACUGUAAUCACUGCUUGCAUACAAAUAAGGCUGAUUUUUCAUAUACUGAUGAAGCCGAGCCAAACUGCCAGGUGGAAUUUUUUCCACUGAAAAUCUUUAUCAAUCCAGGAUAAAUGUAGUAUUAACAAAUUUGUGGUGUUAAAUACUGUUCAACACAAUAUCAAAUUAAUCUAUGAUAUUCACUGAGCUGUUGCACAACAGAAUUAUUAUGCUUUUAUGCUAAGCUGUGUGAAGAAUAAGACACUUCAAAGUGCAAAACAAUCUAUAAGCGCUUCUGUUGUCAUGAAAAUACUUUUACUUACAGAAGUAUUCACCUGCUUGAGCUUUUUUCCCCCACCUUUUGUAGUGUUACAACCUGGAACUGAAAAUAGCUAAUAAAAAUGAAGGGUGAAGAAAAACCUAUGUAUAGAAAAUCUUUAUUUAAAAAAAAGGUUACUCCUUUGAUUACGUAAGUAUUCCACUAUCCCAGUGAAGUCCAUUUCAGUUCCAGGUUUUAACACUACAAAAUGUGCAAAAGUUUAAAUACUAAUGCAAGGCACUGUAUGUAUAACAGCAGGAUAUUAUAUUUAUAUUAUAUUAUAUUUAUAUGCUACCUCUUUACAUAACUUACUGUAUGUGUUUAGACGUCUACCAGCUUGUGAAUUUCUGAAAAGCAUGUAUGCUUAGACCUAAAUAUUAAACAAAUAGUCAAAAAUGCCUUAAGUAAAGAAUGUUUCGAGGAAUAAGUCUUCUAUUGUUUGAUUUUUUUUCAUGCACUUCAUCAUUGUUGACCCUCCAUUCUCCCUGGGGGAAAAGGCAUUGAUUUUCUAUUCAACCUUUGUUCUCUUUUUGAACUAUAGCUAAGCGCUUUAAUUGUUCUAAUAGUAAUUUAUAGAUGGUAUGAUGCAAUUGGCUAAGAUCUAUCACAAAUAAUAGAAAUCGCUUAAAUGCUGACUGUAUACUGUAUGCGAUUAAAUGCAUCUAAUGCAUGUUCCAGCAAAGCUCUUUGGUGAUGUGAGUCUAAAGGCAGGCUUUUAUGAGCAUUUAAGAUGUGUGACCUCUGUGUGUGUGUGCUGUUUGAGAAAGGAGGUUUAAAUUCUGCAGCAGUGCUUUGAGUGUCUCACUAUGUGAGCCAUUUGUCAUGUACUGUGAGACAAGAGUGGAAGAGGAGGCGUGUGUGGGUUUUGAGUGAAGCAAAAGGCUGGGGUGAUGCAUGUUGGACUAUGUCUAUAUGGUAUGGAUGUGCAAUGAGCAUGAGUGUGUGUACUUCUUUGUGUGUUUGCUUUGUGUGUUCAUGCCUGGAGUCUGAGAUAUGGCACAGAGCUGGCACGUGGGUGGACAGAUGAGCAGACACUCUUAAUAGCCUGCAAUCAGCCCACACCCCUCAGUCUCGUACCACACACACACACACAUUCACGCACUCACCCUUACAACAGACACUGUGCAUGAUUAAAGUAUUAAUUUAGACAUUUGCAUGCACAAGUUUGCUCUCCACAAGUCCUUUCUAGAACUCUUCAUUCAGCUAGACACACAGCAGACCCACAUACUUCAGUAGAUAAAACCCACUGCUCACUUAAAGCCAUGAUCUAAAAGAAGAAUAUGCGUCAUGCAUUGGACACUCAGACCAAAUCUCUUCCUCUGUUUGAAAUACACAUGGAUCAGGAUUGGGUUACACACUAGCUCAAACUCCCCCGACUCUGUUGGUCUCGGUAAAUAGAUCCAGCAUAUGCGGAUUCUGAAUUUUGUAGGAUUUAUGUGAAAUUACAUCUGUCACACAUGUACUAAAUUUCCCUGUCAGAAAAAAAUAAAAUUGUUGAUCUAGAAGUUUCUACAAGUUUUGAAGCUACUAACCACUUCCUCUACACUCUUAAAAAGUGUCUGUACCAUCCAUGGUUAACUGAUCAGAGAGGUUUGUAUAUGAAUGCUUUACUAUAAUGGACGAGACGUAUCCUAUGUUUUCAUGCAAACGCAAAUGACAACGUCUGCAUGUUCCUGUUGUACAUACUCAAUUCAAUUAAAUUUUUUUGUACAGUGUUUUUAACAAUAAACAUUGUCAUGAACAGCUUUAUAGAAAUAUAUAAAUUCUCGAUAUUUUAAAUUUAUAAACUUUUUCC